This is a messenger RNA of Hibiscus syriacus, 1181 nucleotides long. Its product is annotated as peroxidase N1-like. Gene Ontology annotation, biological process: hydrogen peroxide catabolic process; response to oxidative stress. The transcript is spliced from 3 exons. The record is from RefSeq and is a predicted model, not a curated record. The coding region runs from base 54 to 1028 and encodes 324 amino acids. Gene Ontology annotation, molecular function: peroxidase activity; heme binding. NCBI's taxonomy places the organism in Eukaryota, Viridiplantae, Streptophyta, Magnoliopsida, Malvales, Malvaceae. Gene Ontology annotation, cellular component: plasmodesma; plant-type cell wall.
GCCAACGAACAAUCAUAAACCUUUAGCAUCUUCUCUUUGCUGCUUUUACAACAAUGGAGGGGACUUGUUUCAACCAAAGUGUCAUGUUUGUUACCCUAUUAUUGCUAGCCACGGUUGCCAAUUUGGUGGAAGGGCAGGGGACUCGAGUCGGGUUUUACUUGAGCUCAUGUCCCCAAGUCGAGUCGAUCGUUACGUCAACGGUUCGAUCUCAUUUUAGGUCCGAUCCCACCGUCGCUGCCGGACUGCUCCGUAUGCAUUUCCACGACUGCUUCGUCCAAGGGUGCGACGGUUCGAUCCUUAUCGAUGGGGCUAAUACCGAGAAAACCGCCGGACCGAACCUAUUGUUGAGGGGAUACGAAGUCAUCGAUGAUGCCAAGACUCAGCUCGAAUCUAGAUGCCCUGGGGUUGUCUCGUGUGCCGAUAUUCUAGCUCUCGCGGCCCGUGAUUCCGUAGUUGUGACCGGUGGUGCUAGUUGGGCAGUGCCUACAGGGCGCCGAGAUGGAACGGUUUCACGGGCAUCGGACGCCGCCAAUUUGCCGGGCUUCCGUGAUACCGUUGAUGUACAAAAGCAAAAAUUUUUAGACAAGGGUCUCAACACUCAAGAUCUUGUCGCCCUUGUCGGAGGACACACAAUUGGAACCAGUGCCUGUCAAUUCUUCAGUUACAGGCUCUACAACUUCACCUCAACCGGACCUGAUCCUUCGAUCAAUCCCACAUUCGUCCCCCAGCUUCAAGCGCUUUGCCCUCAGAACGGUGACGGGUCACGAAGGAUUGGGCUCGACACCGGCAGUGCCAACAGAUUCGACAAUUCGUACUUUGCGAACUUGAGGGACGGCAGGGGAAUACUCGAAUCCGAUCAGAGAUUAUGGACCGACGAUUCCACCAGGACGGUCGUGCAACGUUUCUUGGGCGUCAGAGGCUUGACCUUCAACGUCGAAUUCGGAAGAUCCAUGGUGAAGAUGAGCAACGUCGAAGUGAAAACGGGAACUGCUGGUGAAAUCCGCAGAGUUUGCUCUAGAAUUAAUUAGCUGAAGCACAAUCAUAGAGCUAUAAGGUUAUUACACAGUAAAACUUUAAGUCUUGUCGUGUUUUCUCCCAAAACACAGAAUCAUUUAGGAUAAGAUUUGUCUUGUCUCUCGUUAAGUUGUAACUUUCUCAACUCUAUAAAGUGUUGAUUGUGC